CGCAUCCCAUUCAAACACACACCCACACAUUGAGAAACACACGCGGCCAGCAAACACACAAUUUUCCGCUGGCCAAGGAAAAAAUGAAGACAGUCAGGGCGGCAUACUUUUGGCGGAUAUGUAUCUAAGCCCAGUCGAACCCACAUUUAUCUAGAUAUUUUGAACCUCUUGCCUGUUGCAGCCGAGGAAGGACAAGCAAACAAAGUGAUAAAGACAAAGUGUUCAUGAUAAAAUGCAAAAAAAAAUAUAUUCUUAAAUAUACAAAAAACCCUAAAGGUACUAAAUAAUUUAAAGAUCAACUGGAAAUCCGAGCAAUGUCACGGCACCAGCCCAAGAAACAAGGAUGUCCCGUCUAAGAUGCGCACAAUUAGCUUAAACUGACAGCAGGACAGCGGAUGGACUGUGGACAUGGAAAGGACGAAGACCUGCUGCAGGAACAACAGCUAGAAUUUACAAGCAAAAGGAUAAUCACAAACACCAAGCAGCGAACUACACAACCAAACAAAAGACACCAACCGACAUAACUGAAAUACCAAAACUACAGAAACCAUAAACGAAAUAUUUUAAAAACUUAAUGUAGCACAACAGAAGCCUUACAAAACAACAAACAAUUUGUGCUGUGCUUUAAUUAUAGUCAGAACUAAAAGAAAUCCCGACAAGAACAGCCCGAAAAAAAGAAAGAUCUAGAUAUCUAGAAAUCGUGUAAUUAUUAAAUACUAAAUAAUAAUAAUCAUUAUUCUUCCAUUUGAGAGUUUGAAAUGUGAACAUUUUUAAAUCCAUAUUUAAACUAUUAGAAAACUAUUAAUACUUAAAAUAUAUAUACAGAGCAAAUAACUUGUAAUCGUUCGAUAAACAAUUCAUUAGCGUUGUGAAAUUAAUUAAAAUCAAGGAGAAAACCCAAGAACCCGGUUAAAGAUCUAACUUUAAACCAAUUGUACGCAAUUAGUAGAUUUUAAACGUCAAGAUUUUAAUCCAAAUUUUAAAAAACGAGCUUCAAACAAACGCUAGGCCGCGCACACCGAACAUUAUCCUUAACCUUAACCACGGCUGCAGGAGUGGUGUGUUUAUACAAUCAAGUCGCCCACACGGCGUCGCCAAAAAACCUUUGGCUCAGCGCCAGAAAGUAGGCAGCACAAAAUUUAUACAAAUUCGGCGCCAGCAGGAGAAAUAGAAAGGAAUACAAAAUAUACAAAGAGAAUAAAAAAAGUGAAAGCAGCGCCAAGGACUCCGACGACCUUCGCGUGUGCAAGCGUCGUUGCACAAUAAAGGACGCCACUCACACACACACACACUAACACCUGGAAAUACCCACACUAGGACACCGAGACACACUCAGACACACCGGGCACACACACCGACACAGGACAAUUGCAUGGGCGGCCGCCAUGACCGGAAGUGAAGUACGGUCACGUCCACGUCCACUGGCUUUUGCAUAACAAUCAGCCCGCGAAGGAGCCGUGAAAAAAGGAGGAAAGGACGACGGGGAUCCGACGCGUCACAAGUCGGAGAAGGACAAUAGCAAGCACUUGCCCAGGAGCGCCACUUUCACCUGCUGCGGGCCGCAAAAAUGCAGGAAAUGAGCUACCUACAGGAUAAUUCCAAGCUGGAGGCCCUCACCAAGGCGGUGCUCAUCUCCAUACUGGGCGUGGCCAUAGUCCUGUCCAAUCUCCUCAUCAUCGCCACAUAUGCCAACUUCAAGGGCCCCACAGAGGUGAUUAACUACUACCUCCUAUCCCUGGCCAUAGCCGAUCUCCUGUGCGGACUGCUGGUUGUGCCCUUCUCCGUGUACCCCGCCCUCACCGGAGAAUGGAUGUACGGGGACAUAGUAUGCCGCUUUACGGGCUACCUGGAGGUGACCCUGUGGGCGGUUUCCGUGUACACCUUCAUGUGGAUCUCGGUGGAUCGGUAUCUGGCAGUGAGGAAGCCACUGCGCUACGAAACAGUCCAGACAAAGACGCGGUGCCAAUGCUGGAUGGUGUUCACCUGGAUAUCCGCCGCCCUGUUGUGCUGCCCACCCAUCCUGGGCUACUCGAAACCGAUCGAGAACAAUGUGACGCACAUCUGCAUGCUCGACUGGGGGAACAUGGCGGCAUAUAGCGCCACUUUGGCGAUUUUAGUGUUAGGUCCCAGCCUCAUUUCGAUCGUACACAACUACGGCUACAUCUUUGUUAUGAUGCGUAAGAUUAGGUCCGGCGAGCCAAUACACGAUAAAGAAUAUGCAACUGCUCUGGCUGAAAAUUUAUCGAACCCUAGUCAUAUGAUGUCAUUCGCAUUAGUCUUUGCAUUCUGGGUGUCCUGGCUGCCAUGGAUCUCGUUGCGUCUGUAUGAGGUGGUCACGGGCGACGUUAUACAAAGUACUCUUAUCAAUUUCGCCGUCGUCUGGAUCGGCAUAUUGAAUUCGUUUUGGAAAAUUCUAAUCAUGACCAGUAUGUCGCCUCAAUUCCGUAUCGCUUUGAGAGUAUUUUGCUUAACAAUUUGCUGUAAGACUAAGGGCCGUUUGCAAGCAGAGCUAAUCGGGUUGGACCCAGAUGACUAGAGUUAGAUUUAGAUUUUCACAAUCCCAAUAAAGCCCAAUAUAUCCUAUCCGAAAUCCGUAUGAUCCUCCAGCCUGCUAAAAUAUCCGAAAUCCUUAAACCUCAAUCCAAAAUUCAAAUUCCUGCAAGUAAAAAUUGGUUGUAAUCGCAUUGAACUCAAUCUCUCUCUCUAUUAACUAAACACUUACUUGCCUGUUGCCAUAUAGUUGCAUAUUUACGGCCCGUUUGGCACUACGCGGCAUGCCAAUGAAAAGCACCACCACAAAUACGUAUACAACCACCCAACCACCCAACCACCCAACCACCCAACCACCAUACAGCAACAUACAGCAACAACACAGCCACACAGACAAGUUGAAAGACAUAUUCAUAUUUCUAGAAUAUAAGACCGUAAGCUAAGCUAAGAGUUUUUAGCGUAUCCGAUUAUGAUUGAUUGAUUGAAUUGAAUUGAAUUGAAUUGAUUGACGAUUGAUUAUUAUUGUGUAUUUAUGAGCUUAUCACAUAUAUACUUGUACUUAAAUCUAGCUAUAUAGUUUAGCAGCGACAAUUCUAGACAAAAAAUAAAAAAGAUAAAAAUCCCGCAGCCUUCAGCUGCCAUUUCCGUUUCCGGUUUACAGUUCAAACUUGCUAGCAGAAAUCAUAAGCUACUCGGCUAAGUAACUCUUGAAGCAAAAUCUUGAUAGCAAGAACAUUAUCUAAAUAAUACUUAAGUAUAUACCUUUUUCAAAGUCCAUAUUAAGUAGCAUUUAGAAUUUUACAAGAAUUGUGUAGAGUCGAUUAAACAAAAAAAAAACAGUUUGCCAAAACUGGACGAUAAUGGGGCGUCGGGGGAAGACGGAUCUUCAGAUCUUCGACUAAAGAGACCCAGUCCCAAAAGUUCGAGUAUAUAAAACUUGUGUAACUCUGCUAAAUCAAACCCAAAAACCAAACAUUUCCAGUAGUUCUUAGCCAUAACUGAAUAAAGUAAUGAAUAGAAAGUAAACUCAAUUGUGGGAAGUAAGUGAGAUCACGUAAUCUAGGCUAGUGUAAAGUUUCGAUCGUGGCUAAGUCGGCGGAUGCCCCUGAAGGCUCCGACCUGGCCGGGUGCCCAACAGACUGUUGCAAUUUUGCCUAGUUCCCUUAGUGGGUUAAAUUCAGUUUCCCAGGCCCGGCCAUUCGGAGGAUCCAGUGGGUAUCCAUCCAUUUGUGUGUUUGUUGUUAUAUAUCGUUGAUCUCAUCACAUAUUAUCCGCAAACAUGCCAAAUGCGAACGAUAACGAAACAUUGUGUAUAUUUUGUUGUUGUACAUUUCAUUGACGAUCUUUUGUACAUUUAGUUUUUAAUUAACUUACACACCAAAGCAAGUGUUAUCGAUUUUUAAGCGUAAGAAAAUUGUUAGCAGACAGAUCGGUCGUUCGGCGAAAAAUAUAAACGAAGAAAAUAAAUGCAGUAAAUAAAUGAAAAAAUUA
This is a messenger RNA of Drosophila ananassae, 3981 nucleotides long. RefSeq names its product G-protein coupled receptor 52 (gene DopEcR). Gene Ontology annotation, biological process: G protein-coupled receptor signaling pathway. Bases 1568 to 2536 code for a protein of 322 amino acids. The record is from RefSeq and is a predicted model, not a curated record. NCBI's taxonomy places the organism in Eukaryota, Metazoa, Arthropoda, Insecta, Diptera, Drosophilidae. Gene Ontology annotation, molecular function: G protein-coupled receptor activity; peptide binding. The transcript is spliced from 5 exons. Gene Ontology annotation, cellular component: membrane.